AGCGCCAGAUUCUCUCAAAACUCCACGCGAAACCAGCGUUAAGGCGCGUGCCACUCCCGAGCUCAGCGCAAGUCAGUGACUAAAACGAUAUAAAGAUGUAUAGGUUCACUCGAUCCCCCAUGAUCAGUUCUGGUAUGGGAAUGGCUCCUUUCUUCAAGGUGACCGUGUUUGAGCAGGAACACUUCCAGGGAAAAUGUCAGGAGUUCACCUCAGAAUGCUGCAACAUCCAGGAAUGUGGCUUCGACAACAUCCGUUCUAUUCGCGUGGAGAGUGGCGCCUGGGUGGGUUAUGAGCACCAUGACUUCCAGGGACAGCAGUUCAUCCUGGAGAGAGGAGAGUAUCCUCACUGGGAUGCCUACAGUGGAAACCUGUCCUACCACGUGGAGAGACUCAUGUCUUUCAGACCUAUCUAUUGCGCUUCUCACCAGAGCAGUCGCAUGAUCAUUUUCGAGAAGGAGAACUUUUUGGGCCGCAGCACGGAGCUGUGUGACGACUACCCCUCUCUGCAGGGCAUGGGAUGGUGUGGCCCUGAAGUGGGCUCCAUGCAUGUGCAGUGUGGCGCUUUUGUGUGUUACGAGUUCCCAGGAUACAGGGGCAGGCAGUACAUUAUGGAGUGUGAGAGGCACAGCGGAGACUACCAGCACUGGAGGAACUGGGGUUCCCACAGCCAGACCCCUCAGAUCCAGUCCAUCCGCAGAAUCCAGCACUAAGAGCUCAGCCUCACCAGGGGACACUACACCGAUCACCCUGCCGCCCGACAAACACACCAUACACAUGCACACACUCACACUGUUUUUCCUGACGAGCGUUUUUGUAUUGCUAGGAACACAACACAUACCCCAUAUCUACCAUCCUGUCUUACACAAGGGUGCCAAACACAAUUAAUGACAAUGUCAGGUGCUAAACAACACCCUCCUGAGGUGCUCCACACAACCAAUGCAAAUCAAGCUAAGUUAGGCCAUAUCCCUUGAAUGGGAUUGGCUGCGAGCAGCUCAGGUGUAAUGUGUAGGAGAUGGAUAAAAACAUCAACAAAUAAAUGCUUAAUAAAUAAACUUGUGUUGACUUCA
This is a messenger RNA of Myxocyprinus asiaticus (Chinese sucker), 1067 nucleotides long. RefSeq names its product beta-crystallin A1-like. The coding region runs from base 96 to 710 and encodes 204 amino acids. Lineage: Eukaryota; Metazoa; Chordata; Actinopteri; Cypriniformes; Catostomidae. Gene Ontology annotation, molecular function: structural constituent of eye lens. The record is from RefSeq and is a predicted model, not a curated record. The transcript is spliced from 6 exons. Gene Ontology annotation, biological process: lens development in camera-type eye; visual perception.